AUGUGCUCUCUUGUGCUGGCAAUCGCGGCAGCCGUGGCGCCGCAGGGUGACGCCGCUGAGCGCAAUUCGACAACCUCCACCAGCAGCAGCCCCAGCAGCAGCCACGGUCUGCGGGUCGUGUUGGUGCACCCCCAGAUCCCCCAGAACACCGGCAACAUCGCGCGCACUUGCGCCGCCACUGGCGUUGACCUGCACUUGGUGGGGCCGCUCGGAUUUGAAAUCGACGACAAGAAGCUGAAGAGGGCGGGCCUGGAUUACUGGGAGCACGUGCAUGUCGCGACGCACCCUUCAUGGGCUGAGUUUAUGGAGGAUUUUCGACAAGAGGCCGCCCCCAAGCGGCUGGUGGCAUUCACUGUUUACGGCAGCGAUUACUACGCAGGCCCUGAGUUCCAGUACCGCCCAGGCGACUGGCUGCUGUUUGGUGCUGAGACCACCGGGCUCCCGCCAGAGGCGCACGAUGACAUCAUCGCAUCGGGCGGGGCGUUGGUCAAGAUCCCGAUCAGCACGGACCACGUGCGAUCCCUCAACCUAGCGGUGUCUGCCGGCAUUGGCGUGUUCGAGGCGCUGCGGCAGCUUGGCCCCCACCAGGUUUCUCCCAGGGACGACACUGGCCUCCCCCUGGCUGCAGUGCGGCCAACAGUCAUGAUGCGGCAUAAGCAGCAGCAGCAGCAGCAGCAGCAGCAGCAGCAGCAGCAGCAGCAGCAGCAGCAGCAGCAGCAGCAGCAGAGUGCCAGCCCUCAAGGUUGA
Monoraphidium neglectum is the source of this 747-nucleotide messenger RNA. RefSeq lists its product as hypothetical. The transcript has 5 exons. Gene Ontology annotation, molecular function: RNA binding; RNA methyltransferase activity. The coding region runs from base 1 to 747 and encodes 248 amino acids. Gene Ontology annotation, biological process: wobble position cytosine ribose methylation; wobble position uridine ribose methylation. The record is from RefSeq and is a predicted model, not a curated record. Lineage: Eukaryota; Viridiplantae; Chlorophyta; Chlorophyceae; Sphaeropleales; Selenastraceae.